GUUGCCUUCCAGGAUGUGGGUAAACCCUUUAAAAAUCUCCCAUUUUUGUGUAACCAACAAAGUUCUGUACCGGGAUGCUGGUUGUCCCAUCUCGAGAUCUUUGUGUGGGGAGAUUUUGGAGGAAGAAGACAUGAGAGAGAUUUUGUGGCGUACAUCCUUGCAAACUCAAAGUGUUUAAAGACAGCAAGUAUCUCUCCGAUAUGUUACUAUAAUCUCGAGGAGAGAGAAAAGAUGGUGGAGGACUAUGUAUAGGGUUUCAGCAUCAUCUCAGCUGAAACUCCAUUUCGUGGAUUAGAUACUACAGAUCUUGGAAGGGCAACAACUUAAAGAAAUAACUGUUUUCUUCUUAUCUGGACCUUUUGGUAUGAACACUCUGGUUAUGUGAAUAAUUAACUUUAGUUCUCUAAAGUGCUAAACUACCUAGCUUCAUAUGUUUUGUUCAUGGUCUUUUGCCAUAUUUUCAUUUUAUAUAUGUGACUAUUAGCAAGCAAAUGUUGUAAACAGAUAUUGCUUGAGACUAAGAAGAAAUUAUUUGUUUGCUUCUUUACCUUACACAUGAUCCUUGCUCUUGUUGUGUCUUUCUUCAACUAUCAUAUUCCAAAUUGCGGAUUUAUUUCUCAAAGAAAAACUGGUGGAUUUAUCAUCAAAAAAAUCGGUUGCUAGAAAACAGAUGGAGAAGUUUUUUUUUUUUUUUUUGAACAACCAAAACAGAUGGAGAAGCUUUAACAUUGUUUGUCAUAACUUGGAAUCAUGCACUUACUCAAAAGAGUGAUUGAUAGUGUUAUUUGUUCUAGUUUGAACCUUUUACAGUAAAAGGAGCAUCAACAUUCAUAUAGUCUCUAACCAAAGUCUAUCAUAAUAUAAUUUUGAUAUAAUGUAAUAUUACAAUUAAAUGUUAAAUAAAGAAAAAAAAACUAAUAACAAGAUGACAAAUUUCAUAUGAGUCCUUCGAGAAUUUUUUUUUUAUAGAAAAUGACCUAUCUCAUUUCUCAUCAUUUUUUCAUGUUUUGUAUGUAUUUCAUUAAUUUAUCGAUUAUGAAUGGAUAUGCCCUGACUGUUCUUUAUCUGGUUCUAUUCUAUAUCAACUAUGUUUUGCUAUGUGUGGAUUCUUUCAUGGAUCAGUAAACAACAAAUAUAUCAAGAGAUAAUGAAUAAUCCUAAUUAUUUUCUCCUCUUUUUGUGGAUAAAGAUGUAUUUCUAUUUUGGAUAAUGACGAGUGUAUAGAAGUAAGCAAAACGUAAGUAAAUCUAAAUCUUAUAAGAAAUAUUAUUAUAUGAAUGAAAUUUUUAUAAACUUCUACUUUAUCAAGAUUAGGGUUUUCUUCUUCGUGCAGUUCAUCCUUCCUUCUCAAGAAAACAAAAAAAAAUGUCCUGUGAAGACAGGAUCAGUGCGUUGCAUGACGAUUUGCUGCUGAAGAUAUUGUCUGAAAUCCCAACAAAAGAUGUAGUGACCACCAUGGUUUUGUCCAAACGAUGGAGUUUGGUCUGGACGAUGGUGCCUAAACUCGAGUAUAAGGAUACAAGGAAAGAAGGGGAUAAGAGCGUUUGGUACUUGCUUGACAAGUCUUUGCAACUCCACAAAGCAACUGUACUAGAAAGCUUGCAUAUCCAAGUUGAACGUCAGUUUUGCGACGAUACAGAUGUAGGAAAGUGCGUCUCAUACGCUGUUGACCACAAAGUUCGAGAGCUAGCUCUUAUCUUACCAUCUCAACCAAAGAUCCUACAGCUACCAUCGAACGUUUACACCUCAAAAACGCUAGUGAAACUGACUCUAUCAUGUAGGACUCUCGUAGUGGAUGUUCCUUCCCUACCUUGCCUUCCUUCGCUUCUGACGCUGGUCCUUCUCAAUGUUGUGUAUAAAGAUCAAAACUCUCAUGUUAGGCUUCUAUCAAAUUGCCCUGCACUCAGACAUUUGGAAGUGCAGCGAAACAAGAGUGACAAUGUGACAAGGUUCAUUGUGAAAGUUCCUUCUUUAAAGAGUUUUACAUACAUGCAAAUUGACGAAAGAGCUGCUAGGUCCUUCGUUUUAGACUCCCCUGGAUUACGACUCCUUACUUUAGGUGAUCCGUAUGGAGACUUAGACUCGAUCCAGAAUAUGCCUCACCUUGAAUGGGCUACUGUUUGUCACUUUCUUCCUUACCCGAAUGACAACAAGUUUCUGAGAUCUUUUUCCUCUGUCAGGAUUCUCUGGUUGACUUUAACGGAGGUUGCAUGUUGUAGCGCCAUUCAAUUCCCUCAGCUCAUGAAGUUUACGUUGCAUCUUCAUUGCUUAGAUGACUUAGACUGUUCGUUGGAACCACUUCUGCUUUUCCUUCAUAACUCUCCUGUACUAAAAGUUCUUAUGAUCAACUAUGUAAGUAACUUCCUACAUGUCCCUCAAACAAGUUUCAAUUUUGAUCGACUAUGUAAGUUAAAUUUUCUCCUUGUUGCUUUCUAGGCUGUGGCUAUACGCUUUCAGGAUCUCCCAAUUUCGUGGAACAAACCAAGUUCUGUACCGGUAUGUUUGUUGUCCCAUCUCGAGAUCUUUGUAUGGACCGAGUUUGGAGGAAAAAGACAAGAGAGAGAAUUCGUGGCAUACAUCCUUGCAAAUUCAAAGUGUUUAAAGACGGUGAGAACGUCUCCUAGUUACUAUCUCAAGGAGAAAGAGAAAGAGAAGAAGAUGGAGGAGUUUAAAUCAAUGUAUAGGGUUUCAGCAUCAUCUC
Molecule: messenger RNA, 2701 nt
Organism: Brassica napus (rape)
Lineage: Eukaryota; Viridiplantae; Streptophyta; Magnoliopsida; Brassicales; Brassicaceae
Product: putative FBD-associated F-box protein At1g05080
Exons: 2
Coding region: 1366-2436 (356 amino acids)
Molecular function (GO): protein binding
Source: RefSeq, a predicted model, not a curated record